This is a messenger RNA of Limanda limanda (common dab), 2194 nucleotides long. RefSeq names its product ephrin-A1a (gene efna1a). The transcript has 5 exons. The coding region runs from base 8 to 691 and encodes 227 amino acids. Gene Ontology annotation, cellular component: plasma membrane. Gene Ontology annotation, molecular function: ephrin receptor binding. The record is from RefSeq and is a predicted model, not a curated record. Gene Ontology annotation, biological process: ephrin receptor signaling pathway; axon guidance. Lineage: Eukaryota; Metazoa; Chordata; Actinopteri; Pleuronectiformes; Pleuronectidae.
CUCCACCAUGGAUUUGGUUUGGAUUGUGGGCUUCGCAGUGAGCGCGUUCGCGUGGUGCGCGUCCUCGGAGCGGCACAGCGUCUACUGGAACAGCACCAACCAAAAGUUCCUAUUCGACGACUACGCUGUGGAGGUGAAGCUCAAUGACUACCUGGACAUCGUGUGCCCCCAUUACCCCGAGGGCGAGGUGCUGUCGCUGGACGCCGAGCGCUACGUGCUCUACAUGGUGGAGCUCGAGGACUACGAAUCCUGCAAACCCCAAUCCUACGACCAGAUGCGCUGGGAGUGCGGCCACCCGUUUGCCCCUCACGCCCCGGAGAAGUUCUCUGAAAAGUUCCAGCGUUUUACUCCUUUCACUCUGGGAAAAGAGUUUCGCCAAGGAGAAAGCUACUAUUAUAUCUCCAAGCCUUUGCAUCACCACGGACAAGAGUGCCUCAGGCUCCGUGUGGACGUCAUAGCUGCUGAUGGCUCCCAGGAGGCCAGAGUUGCUAAAGGAGGCACAGGUGGAGCCGGAGCUGGAGCCGGGGGUGGGGUUCACAACCCCUCCAACAGAUUGCCUUUAGCAGAUGAACCGGUGGUAAUCCUGCCAGAUGUCCGGGAGAGCAAACGGACGAACUCUGCAGCGGCGGCUUCAUCCCUCUCAAUCCUCUCACUGCUCGUCCCAUUUUCAUUACUGCUAUUGUUGCACUGAGGGGACAUGAGACGACUGCUGUGGGCGGACCUUUUUUUUUUUCUUUCAGGGACUACAAUGAAGAAAGUCCGUGGGGAUGAAACCACUGACUCAAAAAGACAGUUUUUCAUGCCCAGUGCUGGCCACAGGGGUAUUUUCUUUUUUGUGCUGGCAAAGCACGGACAUCGCAGAUUUGCGCAACAUGUGCCGAGAAACUCUAAAGCAUUUGAGACAAAGUACAAUGUGCUUUGUCAUAUUUUUUAAGAGGUGACAGUAUGUUUUUUUGUUUUUUCUUGGGAAAAACCAAGCUCUCCUUGAUUUGUACUUUUGGUCACAUGCACCUCUUUGGAUGAUAAUCCCAGAAGAAAAUAUGAAGAAGUGGAGGAGAGGCCGAAAAACAAUCAAGCACAAAGACAACAACCCGUUAGAUCAAACUUCAGAUGGAACAUUUAACGGAAAAGUAAUCUCUUACCUUUUUGAGCCAAAGAUCAGUCAUCUCUCCAACUUGUACACUAUUCCACCCUUUAGUGUCGUGUACUCUUUGUUGUAUUGUUCUCGUAGCGGUAUGGAGUUGCAUUGACGUCCCGGGUGAUUACUUUCUCUAAAUGUAGCAUUGACACACGGGGGCUGCUCUCAUCACAACCAUCCUCUUUUUUUGUACACUCGACCAUGUGCUUCUAUACUGUAGCACUAAUUCUGCACAGUACUGACACACACCACACACUGACGCUCUGUAACACAUGGAAACACACAACAUUGAGCUGUGUUACUUGUACAUUCUGUGAAGAUAAUUUAUAGCAUUUGCAGCUGGGACGUUUUUUACUGUAAAUACCGUGAGCUUAUGAAAGGAAAUGUUUACCGUCGCCGGAGAGGGGGGGCGAGGCGUCUUCUCUCUCUCUCUUUCUCCUGGUGGAGUUUGUACUUGUGUGAAAGGAAAAAAGACGUGCGUGUUGAGGUGAGAGGAAGAGAUUGUGUGCGAGCUGAGGAGCGAUCGAUCGUAAGCGUGACGAGACAAAAUGUUUUUCUGCCAAAAGCAAACACUGAGAUGUUGUGCGUAUCCCAGAGAGGCCGGACUUCUCUGUGCGCUGGAUCCUGCUCCUGUGUUGGUUCAACCGUCUGACACGAAGAGCUGGUUUCAUUUUCUUUUUUUUUACCUGUCUAUCACGGUGCUGCCCUUCAUGUUACCAACACCAAGCAAAAAAUAGGCAAACUUAAAAAAACACACACAGGGUGAGGCAAUCGGCUAUUUAGACUUUUGUAAUAACAUCACAAUCUUUUUGUAUGGUUUAAAAAUGUUGGAGUCACCAGUUCGCAGAAGACAAGACAAGGCCUCAAACGAGACGCCGAGCACAUCUUCACCUGACAGGCCAGCUUGAUCAACGAAGCACAACAGUGUAUGACUACCAUUGAAGUCAAGUCUUUUUUUAUCCGAAUCCUUGUUACCUGAUUUUUGUACAUCUGUAAGUAAAAAGACGUGUAUGAUAUGUACAUAUAUAAAUAUAUAUAUAGAAGAGUAUAUGAAAG